GGGGCGCGCGCCCUCUCGCUCUCUCCCAUAACGUCACUGCGCCACCGCGCCGUAAUUGGACAAGGCGCCCCUCCCUCGUCCCUCAACCGGUUCGGCCGUUGGGACGCCAAGAGGCUAUGAGGAGAAAAGGCGGGAUGACUGAAACAUGGGCAAUUCAUGCCGGGAGUUGUAGUUGUUCCGGCUGUCGGAAAAGAGACUUCCUUACCCCUAAUCCCUCGCGCGCCUCCUCCUCCUCAGCGUCUUCGUUUCUUGUUUCUCCUGUCGAAAUGGCGGACCGUCGGCGACAGCGCGCCUCCCAGGACAGCAGCGAAGAGGACGAGUCGGACUCGCCGCCCGGGAGCACCGCUCCUUCCCCGCGCGGCACCCACCGUCUCGGCCUAGCUGGGGGAGACGCCGGGGAGGUCGCGAACGACCAUGCCGAGGCCGAGAACGUGGAGGCGGCCGCUGAGCCGGCGACCGGUGGAGCCAGCCCGGCCGACUCGGAGUGUGAAAGUGAAGAUGGCAUAGAAGGAGAUGCUGUUCUGUCUGACUAUGAAAGUGCUGAAGAUUCUGAGGGUGAGGAGGGGGAAUACAGUGAGGAAGAAACAGCCAAAGUGGACCUGAAGCGGGACAGCAAUGAAGUUAAUGAGUUGGCAACAAAGGCAGACAAAGGGGAUGAAAAACCAGAGCCGAAAGGCACCGUGGCUGGCGAGAGGCAAAGUGGGGACGGGCAGGAAAGUACGGAACCAACUGAGAACAAGGUUGGCAAAAAAGUUCCCAAACACCUGGAUGACGAUGAGGACCGAAAGAACCCUGCGUACAUACCUCGGAAAGGCCUCUUUUUUGAACAUGACCUUCGAGGGCAGACCCAGGAAGAAGAAGUCCGCCCCAAGGGUCGGCAGCGGAAGCUGUGGAAAGACGAGGGUCGAUGGGAGCACGACAAGUUCCGAGAAGACGAGCAAGCUCCGAAAACCAGGCAGGAGUUGAUUGCGCUGUACGGGUAUGAUAUCCGCUCAUCUCAGAACCCUGAUGAGGUCAAGCCCAGGAGAAUACGCAAGCCCAGGUUUGGGAGUCCACCUCAGAGAGAGCCUAAUUGGGCUAAUGAGCGGCCAGGUAAGCCACCACGACACCAGAGCCUUGACAGUACCCCGGUGCCUCCCCGGACGUUCAUCAACCGAAACUCUGCAGGAACGGGACGGAUGCCUCUGCCUAGGACUUUCCCAAGACCUGGUGGCUACAAAGAGUCCCGGCCAAGCUAUCGUGCUGUGGAUGUAAACAGUCAGCGUGCGCCUCGUUUCAGUGAGCAAUCGAAGCAUGAGAACAAUUACCGGGCCAGACGCUCAGAGCCAGUCCCAGCACGAGAGCCUUCUCCUGAGGCGGAGGCCACACACAUUUGCAGCAGCCCUGUUAAAAAGGAAGAGGUUCUUCCAGAAGGCCCAAUUACUCCUGCAGACACUCUGCAGCCACCUCCUGAUAAGCCUGUAGAAAAGAAGUCCUAUUCUCGAGCCAGGAGGACCCGGACCAAAGCCGGCGAGACGGGGAAAUUGGCAGAUGAAGUCCCACCACCAUCAGGGUUGACCCCUGCACCGUUGAAAACUGUAGAAGUCAUACCAUCCUCUUCAUCAGCAAACACUGAGAAUUGGGAGGUACCUGUUGAAGCCAGUCUAGAUGAUCUGGAGCAAGAUAUCUCCCAAAUGAAUAUAACAGAACAAAACUGGAACCAGGGACAGCCCCAAUUCAUGCAACCUCAGGGUAUUCCUAAUCAGAUGCAUAUCGGAGCAGCCCCACCUCCUCAGUUCAGUCGGAUGGAAGAGAUGGGAGUCCAGGGGAGCCGUGCAAAGCGUUACUCAUCACAACGCCAAAGGCCUGUCCCAGAGCCUGCUCCACCCGUGCACAUCAGCAUAAUGGAAGGGCACUACUAUGAUACACUGCCAUUCCAGGGUCCAAUCUAUACCCACAGUGAGAACCCUGCUCCGCUUCCUCCCCAAGGGGUGAUUGUUCAGCCUGAAAUGCAUCUUCCUCAUCCAGGGUUACAUCCUCACCAGGCGCCUGCCCCUUUGACUAACCCCGGCUUGUAUCCUCCCGUCUCUAUGCCUCCUGGGCAGCAGCCCCCACCUCCACCGCAGCAGCUGUUGGCGCCUACUUACUUCUCUCCUCCUCCAGGAGUAAUGAAUUUUGGCAGCCCUGGUUACCCUUACCCGCCAGGAGCUCUCCCGCCGCCCCCACCUCCUCAUCUGUAUCCCAACACUCAAGCCCAGUCUCAGGUGUAUGGAGGAGUCACCUAUUACAACACGGUUCACCAACAGGUCCAGCCAAAGCCUUCUCCUCCCCGAAGAACCUCCCAACCCGUCACCAUCAAGCCACCUCCCCCUGAGGUGGUAAGCAGGGUUCCUGUUAACGUUUCUAAACGCUUUUGAAGGACAGCAGAAAUGAGAAAUCCAAAGAGAGAAACAACACCUAAGGACUCUGCAUUUUGCUGGUUUCAGCAGUGUGGAACGGGCAUCUGUGGCAGGCAGAAGGCAUCUCUUGGGCGUAGAGCCCUUCCUUUCCCCUUGGUAACAGAUGAUGCAAGUGGAUGCAGGCACUCCUGCUGUGCCAAACCAUGUCAGUAUUGAGAUUGGGGCCAGGUUGUCCAUCAGAAGAGCCAUCAGCAAAACUCACAUCUCUUUGCAAUUCCCCCUUCCCAGAAAAAGGUGACGAAAAGACUUAGUCAGGUGUCAGGUUUAUUGGUUCACAAAGAGAGAAAUGGUUCUCCUUGUUCUGUUCCCUUCCAGGUGUAUUGAUUUUUGUGUGUGUGUCGAACUAAAAUUGCCCAAUUCUUCCUUGUGUUCAACUUCCUAUAACUUCUUUACUUUCUUUCAGUUAAACUGGUUGUCUGCUUUUCUUAAGUUGUGUGACUGUUCCCCUUGGCUGUCCCUUCCCAUAAUAUCAUUUUAAGUCAUAUUUUGGGUGUGCUCCAAGGUUCUUGCAUUGAAAUUUAUCUGGGAAAUGGCCACUGAAUAAGAAAACACUGAGCUUUUUCUUUUCAGUUGUCUUUUUGUUUUGUUUUUAACUUCAGAGAGUCAGACUGGGUUAGAAUACGCUCCAGCAGCAGUUGUCAUGAUGCUUAGUUUGGCUGUUUAAACCACAACUUAAUUUUACCCCCAUCUCCCACCCCCAAUUUAAACCUGUUAGAAUAAAUCUGUAGGUAUACCUGUGUGUGGUGAACAGGGGUACAUUGAUCUCAAUGCCUCCAUUAGGAGGCAAAGGGGAGCAUUCUCUUGCCACUGGAAACUGUGCCAGCCCUUUCUUUAGAGCCCGAAGAAAUGGUUUUGCAAACUGCUAGCUGGCUGGUUUGCCCCAUGACAGUUUAGAUUGUGCCUGCCAAGCUGCAUGGCUUCCGUUGAUUUGCCUGCCAUUAGUGCAAUGUUUUUUAAAGUUCACUUUCUGAACUAUGCCAAGGAGCAAAGCUUAAUUGACCAACCUUCUGCUAUGUGCACUGGCUGACGGAGGUAUCCAGAAUUGGACUCAACCUAAAGAUUUUGAGGCACCAUACAAGCCUCUCUGCUUUUUCCAGAUAGUUGUUUCAUGCAUGUGUAGUUUCCUAACUUGAAGGCCCAGGGCUGGUGAACUUCCUUUGUUUAAUAAUCCUUUAAAAUGUUAAUUUUGAACCUUUUUAAGGGGAAAAGCCCAUUUACGUUCUCAGUGUAUAUGUUUUUCCCUCUGCCUUAAUGUUUGAACUGUAACAUAUCGGUCUUGAAAUGUUUAGACCUAAUGACACUGUGAUAGUUUAAGUUUUUGUUAAUAAAUUUUUUUGUUCCUGUU
This is a messenger RNA of Sphaerodactylus townsendi, 3783 nucleotides long. It is a transcript of the gene CASC3, whose product is annotated as CASC3 exon junction complex subunit. Lineage: Eukaryota; Metazoa; Chordata; Lepidosauria; Squamata; Sphaerodactylidae. The transcript is spliced from 14 exons. Gene Ontology annotation, molecular function: mRNA binding. Gene Ontology annotation, biological process: mRNA processing. The coding region runs from base 117 to 2396 and encodes 759 amino acids. Gene Ontology annotation, cellular component: exon-exon junction complex. The record is from RefSeq and is a predicted model, not a curated record.